This is a messenger RNA of Linum tenue, 3689 nucleotides long. NCBI's taxonomy places the organism in Eukaryota, Viridiplantae, Streptophyta, Magnoliopsida, Malpighiales, Linaceae. The record is from the annotation of a GenBank genome assembly.
CUUUACCCUAACACCCUCAGCCUCAAACCCUCUGCCCAAAAAUCUCACACUCCUCUUCUUCCCUUCCCAGGCAAAUCAGACUGCGUUACAUAGCGGCCGCAAUCCCAGCCGCUGCCGCUAUCGCUAUCGCAACCACAGCCACCGUCGCCGUCGCUCUCUCAAGGCCUUGUUGCCGCUAAGAUGCACGCUUCUGCUUCCACUCCUUUGCGAUUUCAUCUCAGAUUGUGCGUCUUUUCUUGCAGGUCGGAGAGUUUUUGAUUUUGUUGCACCAUGUCUAAUUUUGCGAAGCCGGAGAAUGCGUUGAAGCGCGCCGAAGAGCUGAUUGCUGUUGGACAGAAGCAAGAGGCUCUCCAGACGCUUCACAACCUGAUUACCUCCAAGAGGUACCGAGCAUGGCAGAAGACACUCGAGCGGAUCAUGUUUAAAUAUGUCGAGCUGUGCGUCGAGAUGAGAAGAGGGAGAUUUGCCAAGGAUGGGUUGAUUCAGUAUCGCAUAGUGUGUCAACAAGUGAAUGUGAACUCCUUGGAGGAGGUAAUCAAGCACUUUAUGCAUCUCUCCACCGAGAAAGCUGAACAGGCUCGGACCCAAGCACAAGCACUGGAGGAAGCUCUUGAUGUUGAUGAUCUCGAAGCUGAUAAAAGACCAGAAGAUCUGAUGCUUAGCUAUGUCAGCGGGGAAAAGGGGAAGGACAGGUCUGACCGUGAGCUUGUUACUCCUUGGUUCAAGUUCUUGUGGGAGACCUAUAGAACUGUGCUGGAAAUUCUGAGGAACAACUCAAAAUUGGAAGCAUUAUAUGCGAUGACAGCACAUCGUGCCUUUCAAUUCUGCAAACAAUACAAACGAACAACUGAGUUUAGGCGGCUGUGUGAAAUUAUUAGAAAUCAUCUCGCCAACCUCAACAAGUAUAGAGAUCAGAGGGACCGACCUGAUCUGACAGCUCCUGAAAGCUUGCAGAUGUAUCUGGAGACAAGAUUUGAGCAGCUCAAGGUUGCCACUGAGCUUGAGCUCUGGCAGGAAGCGUUUCGCUCUGUCGAAGAUAUUCACGGCUUGAUGUGCAUGGUGAAGAAGACUCCCAAAGCAUCCUUGUUGGUUGUCUACUAUGCUAAGCUGACCGAGGUCUUUUGGAUCUCGUCAAGCUAUCUCUAUCAUGCUUAUGCAUGGUUCAAGCUUUUCAACCUUCAGAAGAGCUUCAACAAAAACUUAAGCCAGAGAGACCUGCAGUUGGUUGCUUCAGCUGUUGUCUUGGCAGCUUUAGCAGUGCCUCCAUAUGAUGCUCGCCGUGCAUCUCAUGUAGAACUUGAAAAUGAGAAGGAGCGUAAUUUGAGGAUGUCAAAUCUCAUUGGAUUCAAUCUAGAUCCCAAAGCUGAGAGCAGAGAAGUGCUUUCAAGGGCUGCUCUCCUCUCUGAACUGGUGUCCAAGGGUGUGCUGAGCUGCGCAACUCAAGAGGUGAAGGAUAUUUACCAUCUUCUAGAGCACGAGUUCCUCCCAGUUGAUCUUGGUGCAAAGGUGCAGCCUUUGCUGACCAGAAUUUCUAAACUUGGGGGAAAGCUUGCUACAAUUUCUUCUCUGCAAGAGGCUCAGCUAUCCAAAUAUAUUCCUGCUCUCGAAAAGCUUGCUACUCUCAGGUUACUGCGACAGGUAUCUCAGGUGUAUAGCACAAUGAGGAUCGAGAGCUUAUCUCGUAUGAUCCCCUUCUUUGAUUUUGCUGUUGUGGAGAGAAUUUCUGUUGAUGCAGUUAAACAUAAGUUCAUUGCUAUGAAAGUCGACCAUAUGAAAAGUGUUGUCAUGUUUGGAGAUGCGCUUCUUGAAUCUGAUGGCCUCCAAGACCACUUGGCUGUGUUUGCUGAAUCCCUGAACAAAGCAAGGUCCAUGAUAUAUCCUUCUGCUAAGAAAUCAUCAAAGCUAAGUGACAUUUUACCUGCACUCGGAGAGACUGUCGAUAAGGAGCACAAGAGACUUCUUGCUAGAAAGUCGAUAAUAGAGAAACGGAAAGAAGAACAAGAACGCCAACUUCUCGAAAUGGAACGAGAGCAAGAGGUGAAAAGAUUGUCCGAACAAAAGAGAACAGAAGAGCAAGAGCAAAAGAGGCUGGCGGCAGAGUAUGAACGCCUGAAAAACCAGAGGAUCCUUCGUGAGAUUGAGGAGCGCGAACUUGAGGAAGCACAGGCAUUCCUCGAGGAAACUGAGAAGCGUAGUAAGAAGAAGAGCAAGAAGGGUGUUGUAGAAGGAGAAAAGGUGACCAAGCAAUCCUUGAUGGAACGGGCUCUGAACGAGCAGCUCAGGGAGAGGCAGGAAUCAGAGAAGAAACUGCAGAAGCUUGCUAAGACGAUGGAUCAUCUUGAACGGGCUAAGAGAGAAGAAGCAGCUCCGUUGAUUGAAGCCGCCUUCCAGCAACGACUUGUCGAAGAGAAGGCCCUACAUGAACGUGAACAACAGCUGGAGGUUGAACAGAGCAGGCAACGCCAUGAUGGAGACCUCAAGGAGAAGAACAGGCUUAUCCGCAUGUUGGAUAACAAGAUGAUUUUCCAGGAGAGAGUGAUUGCCCGUCGACAAGCGGAGUUUGACCAAAGGCAAGCAGCAAGGGAAGCGAGGAUCAAUCAGAUAAUUCAGACGAGGAGACAGGAAAGGGAGAUUCAAAGGAAGAAGAUAUUCUACAUCAAGACUGAGCAAGAGAGGCUUGCUAGACUCAAGGAGGAGGAGGAAGCUCGUAAGCGCGAAGAGGCCGAGAGGCGAAGGAAGGAAGAAGCUGAACACAAGGCAAAGCUGGACGAGAUAGCGGAGAAGCAGAGGCAAAGGGAGAGAGAACUGGAAGAGAAAGAGAGGCUGAGGAGGGAGGCUCUAUUGGGCCCCAGACCUGCUGCUGCCACCGAGGUCCCGGUUGCUGCUCCUGUUGCUGCUGCGGCUGUUCCGGUUGCUGCUGCGGCUGCUCCAGCUGCUACUGGAGGUGCUGCUGCACCACAGAAAUACGUCCCGAGGUUCCGUCGUGGAGGUGGUGCUGAGAACCCCCCGCCAGCCAGACAGCAGGCUCCUCCGUCAGAUACCGAUCGCUGGAGCAGUGGUGGCGGAGGCAGAGCUAGGCCUGGGGCUCCCCCAGAGGCGACUGACCGUUGGACCCCUGGUGGCGCUAGGCAGGAUCCAGACCGACGUGGCAGUGGUGGCGGCCCAGCAGACACCUGGCGCCGUGGUGGUGGCAGCAGUAGCGGAGGCGGUAGUAGUGCUUCAGGGUCUGGCACCUGGUCAUCUUCUAGGCGCUAAGCUUUGAAUUUUGAAAGCCAUUGAUGCACUCUGCUGGUGUUGGUCUUGGGAGGUAGGGGUCGAAUUGAAUUUUUCACGGCGUACUGAAGGAAGUAAUAACUUGCUGCUUUUGUUUUCUGUUUUGGAAUCUUGAGGGAUUUGUUGCCUAAUUAUCUUAAGAUCUUGGCGGUUUCUGGUUUAGCAGCGUUGUUUUUUCCCCCUUUUUUGUUCAAUUGAAUGGUAAAAUUGUAAUGGUGGAUACACUGGUAUUGGAACCUCGUCGAAAUUUUGUAGCGUAUAUUAGAACUUGUUUGCUGUUUACCGAUUUGGUUUUUUUACCUCCAGAGUUUACCGAAUAGUUCAAGUGUAGUUACCUUAUUUCUGAUCCUGGACUCCUGUAGGUUGCAAAAUCAAAACCUGACUAAUAAAGGAGGAAAUAGAUUGGAUCUCUGGAA